AUGUAUCCAAAGAACGGACCAGAGGAGGGAGUUCCGGGAAAAAAUCCUCCUCGCGUUAUUCCUCGGUGGUGGUUCGGACGACUAUUCAGACGCCCGCUGUGCAGCGGGGACCAUUCGUAUGUUCAGUUCUUCGAUGGCAUGUUAAACGGGGUGGCACCCCCGGAGCGGUCCAUUCAGGUUGGAUACAGCCUACUGGCUCCCCAUUGGGCAGAGGUUCGCUUGCCCCCUAUCCACAAGGACGUCUACCGCGAACACAUCACGACGGCCCAGCGACCGAUAGAAGAAGUCGAAGCGUACCGGAAGGCCAAUGACAUCAUUGUCACGGGGUGCGGUGUUCCGAAGCCUGUCCUGAGCAUUGACGAAGCUGGCCUCCCUGAACCCGUAACGAAGGCCAUCGAGGCACGCAGCCCAGGCUCGACGCCCAACGUGGUGCAAGCGCAGUGCUGGCCCGUGGCACUUAGCGGUAGAGAUCUUGUCGCCGUCAUCUACGAUGGAUCAAAAGGCAAGCCUCUCGCCUACCUCGUCCCGGCCAUCAUUCACGUAAUGCACCAGCCGGCUGUGUCUAUCUGCUACGGGCCUUUAGUGCUGGUUCUUACAGCCACGCGGGAAGCGGCUCUACAGAUUCGGGAAGUUGCCGAUGCUUUCAUCGCGAGGUCAGGAAUUCGGACGAUAUAUCUCCUACCUGGAGAAACUCGGGAACCGCAACUCAAGCAGCUAGAGCAAGGUGCCCACAUUUGCGUUGCCACGCCAGGCCGUCUCGUGUCUUUCAUGGAGGAGUGCAAGAUAAACCUACGCCGCUGCAGUGUCUUGGUGCUGGACGAAGCAGACCAGAUGAUGUCAAUGGGCUUCGAGAAGCAGCUUCGCACCAUUGCCGAUGACACCCGUGCUGACCGCCAGACCCUCGUGUGGCUUUCCUCACGCACGAAGGACGUGAACCAACUAAUAGAAGACUUAACGAGUGACUCCAUAACUGUCACCAUUGGGGUGGCUACCCACGAGGUAGACAACUGUGAGGUGCAGCAUAUUGUUUAUGUUUGCGAGACCGUUGAGAAGGGGGAGAAACUCGUAGCCCUUUUCAAUGAUACCCUUAGCGAGGAAGGUGACAAGGCCAUCGUGUUCGCCGAAAGGAAGCAAAGGGUGGAUGAUCUCGUGUGCAAUCUCCGCCUCCAGGGUUGGCUCGCCGUCGGCAUACACGGGAAGAAGACAGAACAGGAACGUGACUACGCGCUGAAAGCGCUGCGGGUCGGUAGAGUGCCCAUACUAGUGGUAACCGACGUAGCUGCUAGUUCUCUAACAGCACUGAAAGUGCGUUUAGUCGUGAGCUACGACUACCCUAGCAGCGAGGAUGAAUACGCGCGCCGCUUCAUGUUUGCGGCUCGGCCCGGAGAAAGAGGUGUGGUGUGCACGUUCUUAGCACCGGAUGAAACGCGGCGUGCCAAGGAGCUGAUUUCCUUGCUUCGGAAGGCCAAGCAGAAUAUACCGCCGCAGCUUAUUAUUGUAGCAAAGAAACUCCAAGGAGGUAGGCAGCGGAUACUUACUACGUCGUGUGACAGUCCAUGCACGAAGACUCUUGCUGGGUAG
Rhipicephalus sanguineus (brown dog tick) is the source of this 1581-nucleotide messenger RNA. RefSeq names its product probable ATP-dependent RNA helicase DDX5. Gene Ontology annotation, molecular function: ATP binding; RNA binding; RNA helicase activity. NCBI's taxonomy places the organism in Eukaryota, Metazoa, Arthropoda, Arachnida, Ixodida, Ixodidae. The coding region runs from base 1 to 1581 and encodes 526 amino acids. The transcript has a single exon. The record is from RefSeq and is a predicted model, not a curated record. Gene Ontology annotation, cellular component: nucleus; cytoplasm; ribonucleoprotein complex.